Molecule: messenger RNA, 297 nt
Organism: Echinostoma caproni
Lineage: Eukaryota; Metazoa; Platyhelminthes; Trematoda; Plagiorchiida; Echinostomatidae
Source: the annotation of a GenBank genome assembly
AUGAUAGUCUUCAAACGGGCAAGUGAGAAAGCCCUACGGGUUCAACUUAGCUGUCGCCUGCAAUAUGAAGUCCGCCUUGCAGAAAAGGCGCGGACAUGUCCGAAGGUCUUCUACAGCUAUGUCCACUCCAAGGCAGCAGCAAAAGAGGCCGAUGCCACGGGCACCCACUCAACCACAAACUCUGUCAAGUCGGCAGUUUUGCGAGAGUUUUUCGAGCGAGUGCACCGGGCGGAUUACGGGAGGGAACCUGAGAAUGUGGAUUCAACUCUGACAGGCGAAAUGUCGCAUUUACCAUAA